Cajanus cajan (pigeon pea) is the source of this 1573-nucleotide messenger RNA. RefSeq names its product phospholipase A(1) DAD1, chloroplastic. Gene Ontology annotation, biological process: lipid metabolic process. Lineage: Eukaryota; Viridiplantae; Streptophyta; Magnoliopsida; Fabales; Fabaceae. The record is from RefSeq and is a predicted model, not a curated record. Gene Ontology annotation, molecular function: glycerophospholipase activity.
UGUCACUAUAAUGAGGCUUGCUAUUAGAAUUGCAACCCAACCUCGUGCAUCAUCCUCUAUUUCCCAACUUAACCCUAAUUUUUCAUUGUCUCAAUCCAACUCAAGAUCACAAUUCAACGGGUCUUUAUUCUCAUGGAAUCAACUCAAGCCUCACUCUACCAAAUGCAACUUCCCAAAACUUCGCCACAAGUGGAAGCAAUACCAAGGGAUCAACCACUGGGAAGGCUUGUUGGACCCCCUUGAUGAUAACCUACGUCGAGAAAUCUUAAGAUAUGGCCACUUUGUUGAUGCUACCUAUAGUUCCUUUGAUUUUGACCCUUCUUCUCUUACCUACGCCAUGUGUGUUCACUCAAAAAAUUCACUUUUCAACCAUUGCGGAUUGACAAACUAUGGAUAUCGAUUAACUAAGUUUCUACAUGUCACGUAUGGAAUUCACGUGCCAUCGUGGAUAAAUAAAAUCUAUAAAUGGUCAUGCAUCCGAUCUAGUUGGAUCGGAUACGUGGCAAUUUGUCAAAACAAGAAAGAAAUUAAUCGGCUUGGUCGACGGGAUGUUGUGAUUGCUUUUAGAGGAACAAUUACGUGGUUGGAGUGGUUGGAAAACCUACGUGCCUCCUUAACACACUUGCCAGGUCAUGUGGUGGCAAAAGAUGGUGUUGCUCCAAUGGUGCAAAAAGGGUUUUUAAGCCUUUACACAUCAAAGACCACAAAACAUGCAAGUUUGCAAGAAAUGGUAAGAGAAGAGAUUGGAAGAGUGAUCCAAACAUACACCAAUGAGCCUCUUAGCCUAACCCUAACAGGUCAUAGCCUUGGAGCUGCACUCGCAAUGCUAAGCGCGUAUGAUAUAACCGCCACUUUCAAGAAUGCACCAAUGGUGACCGUUGUGUCUUUUGGAGGGCCUCGCGUGGGAAACGAGAGCUUUAGGAAGCAAUUGGAACAGAGUGGGAUUAAGAUACUAAGAAUUGUAAACUCUGAUGAUGUUGUGACUAAGGUUCCGGGGCUUGUGGUGAAUAUGGAUGAUGUGGCAAGCAAUAAAGAUGUCCACGAGGGAUUUUGGUCACGAUGGUUGCACAAGCAUGUAGAAGACACGCAAUUGGUCUAUGUCGACAUUGGACAAGAGUUGAGGCUAAGUAGCAAGGAUUUGUCAUAUCUCAACAAAGGAGAUGUUGCUAUGUGUCAUGACCUCAAGACAUACCUUCAUUUGGUGAAAAAUUAUGUAAGUUCCUCUUGUCAUUGCAAACACAAAACAUCCACUCCAUUCAACCACAAAUUCGGAUCACCCGUGGGUUUUAAUAAUAAGAUAUAACCAUAUUGGAGAGAAAAAAAAUGGUGAAUCUUAUAAUAAUUUCUUCUCCUAUAUAUUUUUCUUUAAAAUUAUUGUAUCUUAUAGAAGAGAAAUUAGGGUUGAUGUAGUUUUGUUGGAUGCGAAAUUUGGAACUUGAUAUACUUGUUAAACUAUUAUGAUUUCAAGUUUACUAGUUUCGUUAAAAUCAUUGGAUGUAAAAUAUUAUUCAUUAUGGCACUCAUUUGGUUGUCUUGAUAGGUUAAAGGAGAAGGGUGUUUAUAUUGAUCUUGA